Molecule: messenger RNA, 1277 nt
Organism: Trifolium pratense (red clover)
Lineage: Eukaryota; Viridiplantae; Streptophyta; Magnoliopsida; Fabales; Fabaceae
Product: zinc finger A20 and AN1 domain-containing stress-associated protein 4-like
Exons: 2
Coding region: 482-985 (167 amino acids)
Molecular function (GO): DNA binding; zinc ion binding
Source: RefSeq, a predicted model, not a curated record
AAUUUGAAUAUACGUCUAGUUUCAUUGGAUGAGAAAUAAGAAAUGAAUUAAAUACAUUUUAGCCGCUACGUACGUUCGUUCUUCACCACCACACCACUGCCGUCACAGCCAGCCUGUCUGUUGUUUGUUCUAAUCCCAUACACUAAAUUAUCAUUUACCGUUUUUAAUCAACACUAAUCAUCCUCCUCAAAAACAAACAACUAUUCAUUCUUUAUUCUAUUCCAUUCUAUUAAUUAAUAAUAAUUAACUAAUAUUUCCUUGACGAUAACCCAUUUGAAAACGAUUAAUACCGAUUUGUCCCCUUUCGCCGUUUCUUCCUCUUUCUCUCUCAUCAUCAUAACCUUUCCGACUCUGUUAUCAUUCAUUCUUUCUUUCUCUCCUAUUUCCCUUUCCCUUUUCUCUCUUUCUUUCCUUCUCAUUUCCCUCAACCACUCCGAUUCAAUUGAGGUUAAGAGUUUUUUCAUCAGAUCUACCACGAUCUAUGGCGGAAGAGCACCGAUGUGAAACCCCAGAAGGUCACAGACUCUGCGCUAACAACUGCGGAUUCUUCGGUAGUUCAGCUACGAUGAAUCUCUGCUCAAAAUGUUACAGAGAUAUUCAUUUGAAGGAGCAAGAACAAGCCAAAACCAAAUCAACGAUCGAAACCGCUCUUUCAUCAGCCUCCACUUCAACCGCCGUGGUUGUUGCAUCUCCGGUACCGGAAAUCGAAUCUCUCCCUCAAACUCAACAACCGGCGUUGACUAAACCGUCGAUCGUGCCUGAUGAAUCGGAUUCAUCGAUCGGAUCGGUUCAACCGAAUCGAUGCGGAACGUGUAGGAAACGGGUCGGGUUAACCGGAUUCAAGUGUAGAUGUGGAAGCACGUUUUGUGGGACCCACAGGUAUCCAGAGAAACACGAGUGCGGUUACGAUUUCAAAGCCAUCGGGAGAGACGAGAUAGCGAAAGCGAAUCCUGUGAUCAAAGCUGAUAAGCUGAGAAGAAUUUGAUUUGAUCUUCGCCGUUCGAUGAGUUGAUCUGGACCGUUCAUGUGGCGAUGCUUGAAUGAAAUGAAAUGUAUAAAAUCUAUUUUUAUCUAUUAAAAAAGGUUGAAUAAGUCUUUUUAUUUUUUUAAGUGCCUUUGCUUUGUAUUAAAGGGAAGAAAAAAAAAAGUGAUUUUCUUAUGUUGGAUAUGGAAUUGAAAAUUUUAAGUCCACACUCACGCGUUUGGAAAUUAUUAUGGUGUGGUCCAAAUUGUAAAGCGUUGCCGUUUAAUAUUUUAGAAGCAUAUUAUUAUGGCAA